AUGACAAACAAACGUGAUAAUUUCUCAAAUCCUGGUUAUACAGUUGAUUCUCCACCACCUUAUACUCCCUCUUCGAGCUCUCAAGGUGCAACCGAAAGUACGCGUGUAUACACAGACGCACCCAAAAAUUCAUACUCUGCAAUACCUACUCCUGUGUAUACUCCACCCUCGCAACAGACGCAAUCUUCUCCUGAAACAGUCGUUUUGACUGCAGCAAUACCACUAAAUAAUUUGCGAGCAGAGCCAGCGGUAACUACGUGCCCACAUUGUAAUCAUGUUGUUUUGAGUUCUACGGACUUUAGAGCAGGUUCAGCUACCUGGUUAUCCUCUUUCGCCUUGUUUCUGUUUGGAAUUACCUCGUGGGGAUGCUGUUUGUUUCCUUUUUGUAUAAGUGACUUAAAAGAUUGUAUCCAUUCAUGUCCAAAUUGCGGUCGCAUCAUGGCUAAAUACUCAAGAUUGGACGGGAAGGUAUAUAAAUAUCUAGGAGAUCAAUUUGAGUAG
Messenger RNA from Acaulospora morrowiae, 501 nucleotides. NCBI's taxonomy places the organism in Eukaryota, Fungi, Glomeromycota, Glomeromycetes, Diversisporales, Acaulosporaceae. The record is from the annotation of a GenBank genome assembly.